Messenger RNA from Naumovozyma castellii, 645 nucleotides. It is a transcript of the gene PET18, whose product is annotated as Pet18p. The record is from RefSeq and is a predicted model, not a curated record. The transcript has a single exon. Lineage: Eukaryota; Fungi; Ascomycota; Saccharomycetes; Saccharomycetales; Saccharomycetaceae. Bases 1 to 645 code for a protein of 214 amino acids.
AUGACUACCACAACUCAAAAACUAUUGACCAAGUAUCAGGACAUUUAUAAGAAGGCCACCGAACAUAACUUAACCAAUGAAUUAUGUCAAGGGACUUUGAGUGAUCGUACACUAUAUGCUUAUUUAGCACAAGAUGUUCAAUUCUUUGAAACUGGUUUAAAAUUAAUUUGCAAGAUUACUUCAAUGGCCCCAGAAACAGACAGCUUAAUAACUCUUGCCAAGAAGAUUGGAUUCUUUGCGAACGAUGAGAAUACUUACUUCAGAGAUUGUUUGGAAUUAUUGGCGCCAUCCUUAUCCACUGAAGAUAGAGAGAAAUUCGACAACAAGUUGAUUCCAGGUGUGGAUUCCUACGUACAAUAUUUGGAAGAAUUGACUAAUGAUGACUUCACCUAUGCUGAACUAAUUACAUAUCUAUGGGCUGCCGAACAAAUUUAUUUACAAUGGGCACAUGAAUCACCAAGGAAAAGCAGUUUGCAUUGGAAAUAUCAAACAUGGAUAGAUUUACAUGAUGGUGAGCAUUUCAUAACUUGGGUUGAUUUUCUUGCCAAAGAAGUUAAUAACUUGACCGUUGAGGAAGUCGAAGGUGUAUUCGCCAAGGUUACUGCUCAUGAAUUUGAAUUUUUCGAUAAGUGUUAUUCAGCUUAG